UGUCAAAAAAUAUCGAUUGCAUGGUAGACAUGAUACAAGCUUAGUUCUGGUGGCAUACAAUAAUUAUUUUUGUCGUGAUAUUUUUAUGUGUGUUCCAUAAAAAGAAAAUAAACAAAACAAAAAUAAUUCCUAUUUCAACUAGUUUGUUUAUGAGAGAUGUUUGCACUUGGACAAACAAAACAAACCUCUUCUUCUUCCAAGAUGAAGGACUCUAUAAAAUCCCUGAAAAACUGCGAAUGGACCCGAGAAAAGACAGCCACUCUGAUAUCCCUCUAUCAGUCCCAUGAAUGUCUUUGGAAUAAUUUCAUUGAGUCCUACAAGAAUAAGGAUAAACGCAACAAGGCAAUCGAAGAAAUCUGCGACCAGUUGAAUCUCAAUAAGGUUGAUUUCGGAAAGAAGAUUCACAAUCUCCGGAACCAGUUCAAUGCUGAAAUGAAGAAACUAGAAAAAAGAAACGAAUCAUCAACGGAGGUUCGUCGCAGUAGAUGGGAACACUAUGAGGCGUUGAUGUUUUUGAAAGAUGUUAUCGCUCCACGACCUGGUUUCUCGAUGGCUUUUAAAGGUCCAAGGAAAUUCGAAAUAAAAUACAGCAUCUUAGACCAGGAAGAGGAUGAACAUCAACAAAGUAAUAGUGCGUUGCAAGAACCUGGAGACACUGAAGUCCAAUACGAAGAAACCGAAACCACCCAACAACCAUCAGCUCAAAAUACAAUCGAAUUUGAGACAGUUCCGAUUGCGAGUCGAGAAGAAGUUCUAGAAUCAAAAUAUCACCGACCGAGCCAAGAUCAACUAGAAACUCAAGAAUACGUCCAACACCAACCCCUCCAGCAUCAGAUUAUCCAUCAUCAACAACAGCAGCAACAACAACCACAACGUCAGCCAUCUCAGGAUGUGUUGCAAAUUGAAAAUUCCCAAAUGUCCAUGCCUAAUAAAGUACUUCAUAUGGAAACACUUCCGCCCAAGAAGAGAGCCAGAACAGAGGAAUGCAACGAACAGAAACGUGACCAAUGGGAUGUGUUUGGGGAAUUUGUUGCUGCCGAAUUUAAGAACCUCAACUCGGAGCUUUCGAGAAAAAAACUGAAGCGAAAAAUAAUGCAAGUUAUGUUGGAAGUUGGCGAAGAGGAUGAUGGAAUAAAUAUUAAUAUUUCAUUAAAUUAGGAUUAAA
Eupeodes corollae is the source of this 1165-nucleotide messenger RNA. RefSeq lists its product as uncharacterized. The transcript has 2 exons. Bases 157 to 1158 code for a protein of 333 amino acids. Lineage: Eukaryota; Metazoa; Arthropoda; Insecta; Diptera; Syrphidae. The record is from RefSeq and is a predicted model, not a curated record.